This is a messenger RNA of Amborella trichopoda, 1302 nucleotides long. Its product is annotated as imidazoleglycerol-phosphate dehydratase 2, chloroplastic. Lineage: Eukaryota; Viridiplantae; Streptophyta; Magnoliopsida; Amborellales; Amborellaceae. The record is from RefSeq and is a predicted model, not a curated record. Gene Ontology annotation, molecular function: imidazoleglycerol-phosphate dehydratase activity. Gene Ontology annotation, biological process: L-histidine biosynthetic process.
CACACAACGGCUUCCUCUGCUUAACUGAGAAGAGGAGGAGAGGGGCCAUGGCUGCUCUCUUCAUUAGAUGCCCCCAAAUCCCAACCAUCAGAUUUAGAAUCUCCUCCAGUUUAAGCGAUGCCACCCUUAAGAGAGCGAAGGCCUCCGCCAAUAUUAGGGGCGCCGCCAAGGAUGGCGGCCGAAGUAGUCGGAGGAGGAGGAGACUGUAGGCAUCUGGGGCGGACGAUUCUCUGCCCUAUGAGAUGAGGGUGGUGAGCGCUUUGAAAUUGCUCGGAGUUUCGGAGGGCGAUGAGAUCCUUAGGGCGAAUACUUCGAUAUUGGCUGCUUGCAAAGAUGAUCAGGAGGCCUCUGCUCAGAAGCAGGCGUUCAGAUUCAUUUGUUGUGCUGCUACUAAAGCUAGGGACAAUGGCUCUCCUAUCAUGACCCCCAAAGCCUGUCGAAUUGGAGAGGUUAGAAGGGUGACAAAGGAAACAAAUGUGCAUGUGAAAAUAAAUUUGGAUGGAUCAGGGUUUGCAGAUAACAAUACUGGUAUCCCAUUCCUAGAUCAUAUGCUGGAUCAACUAGCAUCACAUGGACCAUUCGAUGUGUGCGUCAAGGCUCAAGGGGACAUCCAUAUUGAUGAUCAUCAUACAAAUGAAGAUGUGGCUCUUGCCAUUGGAACAGAUUUGUCAGGGAGACCUCACUUGAGUUAUGAUUUAUCCAUCCCUACAGAAAGAGUUGGGACAUAUGACACUCAGCUGGUGGAGCACUUCUUUCAGUUGAUGGCCAAUACAUCAGGGAUGACGCUUCACAUACGGCAGCUCUCUGGGAAAAACUCACACCAUAUAAUUGAGGCAACUUUUAAGGCCUUUGCACGAGCCCUCUGGCAGGCCACAGAGUAUGAUGUUCGUCGGAAAGGAAGCAUUCCUAGUUCCAAAGGGGUAUUAUCUCGCUUCUGAAAUCUCUAUCCGGUGAUUGAUAGUGCAUGCAAUAGUGGACAUGAGAUUUGGUCUCCUCUCCCCAUUUCAGAAGUUCUUUGGUCGGCUUAACAUAAUAUUGAGGUGGAGAAGCCAGAGAAUAUCGAACAAGAAGAUUUAUGAGGAGAACUUUGGUCAUUAGGGUUCUAAGAAUUUUUGUCAUUGUACUCGAAGUAGUUUGAUCAGUUCGACCUAUGUUUAUUGGCCACUUGGACCAAAUUGGCGUUGUAUAUAUUAUAAGGGUUCUGAGUGAUGUUCUAAUUUAACGUCUGUUUAAUUCUCAAAGAAUUUUGGUGAGAAGUCUUGUAUUUGACCCCAAGAAUUUAAAAAAUCUUCAACCCUUGCU